Amblyraja radiata (thorny skate) is the source of this 10235-nucleotide messenger RNA. RefSeq names its product ectopic P-granules autophagy protein 5 homolog (C. elegans) (gene epg5). The transcript has 44 exons. Bases 21 to 7871 code for a protein of 2616 amino acids. Gene Ontology annotation, cellular component: cytoplasm. Gene Ontology annotation, biological process: autophagosome maturation. Lineage: Eukaryota; Metazoa; Chordata; Chondrichthyes; Rajiformes; Rajidae. The record is from RefSeq and is a predicted model, not a curated record.
GGUUCCGGGACGGGUCGAGAAUGGCGGAAGUGGCUCGUCCGAAGAAAUCUCGGCAGACAGCGAAAGGCCAGGACAAAAAGAAAAAGGGUACUACAGAUAUCAAGAAAAAAGAAAAUUUAAGACCAGAACCAGAACUGAACCAGGAAUUGAUUUCCAGUCAACCAGCAAAAGUAGAGUUUUCUACAAUAGGUCAUAAAUCUCAAAAUGAAGCCGUUUCAAAACCAAACACAGAGGAGCAAAGUGAGGAUUACCAAUUGCUUCCUACUUCAGUGGUGGCUGAAGUGCCUGUGGAAAUACUUCAUGAGCCUGAAUUGUGUACAAAAAUUGCAUCCAUUGCAAUAGUUGAAUCUGAAUUUGAUUCAAAACAGUUGAUUGCAUUAGAUGGCGAACAUAAACAAUUUCAGUUAAAUCAGACAAAAUUAAAUUCUGAUAAAAGCUCCAACCUUAAUCAGCAAGUGUCUGAAAACAUUAAAGUUACAGAAGCUCUUGGGCUGCCUUGUUCCAGUAAGACUGCCAGUGAUGACGGUAAACAAAACUCUAGUGUUAUUGAACCUACUGUUUAUGGAUCUUCAGUGGACCAUGGAAAUAUUUCUUCUCAGAAAGGAGGAGUUAACAAGAAGGAAAAGGAGACAAUGGUGAGAAAGGACAUGAAAAAUCCUGCUAUUUUGAUUCUGGGCGAGAGAGAAGUCGUUGGCAUGGAUCUGCCGAAACCUGUUGCCAAUCUUCCUGUACAGUUGACCUUUGAAAGAUUGUACCCAGAUUUACCAAUAGAGGAUAAGAGAGAUUCUAGAACUGCAUCUGUAAAGCAGGUUUCGCCCCAUUUCCAGACAUUGUAUCCAGAGGUUCCUUGUGAAUCAGAAAUUGUACCAUUUUCGAAAGAAGAGCUGAAAAUUUUUGCAUUAGGUUCGUGGAUAGAAAAUGUCGAUACUUACACGGAAGAGUUUCUUUCUGUGGCCAAUCAAGACAAAAAUGACCUUUAUGAACUACUUAUGAACUAUGGAAGAUGUAGGAAACAACUUCAGUUGGCUGCAGCAGAACAACAAACAAUGAUAUGUAAUUAUAACAGUAUUGAGCAAAGGCUAUGGACAUUCAAGGAAGAGCAGCUGACCAUUCAGGGAGUUUGUGCUGAUCAAGCAAAGGUUGCAGCAUAUUAUCGAUUUCAGACCGUGGAGAUGAAUAAUUUAGUCCUCGGAGAGCUGAAAAGGAUAUUGGAUAUUAAGGCUAAUCACUUGCAUCAAACAAUGGCUUUACAUGCCUACACCUCAGUGGUUUCUCGCCUCCAGGUGGAAUCUUACAUUUAUAGGUUGUUAAACAACUCGCCGACAUUUAGGGCAGUGGCAGUUCUGCAAAAGCAAGUCGAUCAAGAACUAGAUUGCAGCUAUUCAGAUCUGCAACUUUUAAAAGAAAGCAUCAGUGUGCUCUUCAGUUUUACCCGAAGAAUAAUUGAAGAUAAUCAAUUCCACAGUGACAUUCUUCUCUGGCUACAGAAAUUGGUUGCUGUGUUACAUAGCGUUGGCUCUUCCGCUGACCUCCUCUUUUUACUGAAUCAUAUCCUUCGAUGCCCAGCUGGUGCAAGCAAAUGGGCAGCUGCAUUUGUACAGAUAGAAGUGUUUAACAAUUCUGCAGGCAUUUUUCUCUUUAUGCAAGCACUAGCCUUACUUCUAUCACCAAUCAAGUUUCGAUCAGAGUUUCUGGUGAAUAUGAAACCCUGUGACCAAAAAUCACAAUCUACACCAACAGAAAAAGAUGUACAGAACUGGACCUUGGUAGAUGAAGCUGGGGAAGAGGAUGAAGAUCCUGACACCAGCUGGCUACUAUUGUCGGAAGAUGAUUUAAUUAUACUUUUAUCACAGUUUCCUUUUGAUGAACUGUUUAAGCAAUUGCUUGGGAUAACAAUCAAAGGUGAAUACUGUCCAGAGAAAAGCACAUGUCAUCAGAUGAUGAAGAUCAUUGGGUUUGCAUCUUCAUUGGUGGAGAUCCUAGCUUUGGGAUUGGAAACCUUUAACAGAGCACGAUAUAGACAACUGGUGAAAAGGAUUGGCCAGAUGAUCAGGAGAACAAUUUGUUACGUAAGUGAUCACUGGGCUCAGUUUGCAACUUUCCACAAAGAACAUGGAAUCGAGAUGGACCAGUUUUAUUCUCUAGAAAAGUUGCAAGUGGAAUUUGAUGAGCUUUUUCUUCGGGCAGUGCUACAUGUAUUAAAAGCAAAAAGGUUGGGAAUUUGGCUUUUCAUGUCUGAGAUGCCAUUUGAAACCUUAUCAAAGCAGAUGAUCUGGAAACUCUUCUACAUUCUGCAUUGUGUAGAAUGUGAGAAUAUCGAGGGAUUAUGCGCUAAACUACAUUCUGAUGAGUGCAAGAUCAAGCUUAAAGAUCCAGAGCACAAAGAAAAGUUUGAACAGUGCCUGUCCAACAUUACAAGCUCAGAAGGAAUAUGUCUUCUCACCACAUUUGCACACAUGACCCACUCAACAAAAGAAAAUGUGGAUCAAGAAUUUGUGAAGAUAGUUGCUUUAGAAAUAUAUGAGGUAGCUUAUGUAAGUCCUUCCACUCGAGAAUCAUUUUCCAAAGUUGGCCGUGAACUUCUGGCCACAAUUUCAACAGCUUAUCCUCAUGUAAUUUCUAUACUUCUGGAUCGUGUACAAGAAAGCAUUGAUAAAGUUGGUAUGGUUUCCUUGUACCUAUUUAAAGAACUUCCGCUGCACCUGUGGAAAAUUACCUCAGCUGAAAUUGGUGUCAUCCGUGGCUGGCUUCUGAACCACAAUUUAUCUACUGCAGAGAACAAACUGGCUUGCAUCAUUCUUGAAGGACUGAACUGGGGUUUUGAUGAACAGCAAACAAAACUUGCUCUUGAUCCUUCCCUUCACACAGAAGUGGCAUUGAUGGUUCUAGAAGCAUAUCAAAAAUACCUCACUGACAAACCGUACAGUGGAUUUAUUUCUGAAAGCUUAAAGCAGGUAUCCUAUUUAGCUAAUGUUGUCCGUCUAACCCAGACUCCCGAAGCCUUGUUUAAUCACUGGGCAUGGGAAUUGGUUGUCAGAUUAAAGCUGCGCCGUAAUCAUCCAUGCAGUGACCAUGGUUGGCCACCUAGCAACAACUCUUUUACUGCACCUGAAAUGAAUGAGUCACCAGCACUCCAUCCUCUUUUUAAAGCUGUAAAAUCUGGCAUUCCCAUUGGUUGUUAUCUUGCACUUUCAAUGACAUCAAUAGGUCACAGCGUUGACAAGUUUUGUUCUGAAGGCAUAUCUCUUCUAGAAGUACUUGUACAGUCAAAGUAUCUUAAAGCAGUAGUCCAUGUGUUAGAUGAGAUCUUGCCAAUCUUCUACUCGUGCCAGUACUAUCUUCUGAAAAAUGAACAGUUUUUAUCAUCUUUGCAGCUUUUUCUUCAGACUGACAGUGUUGUACCUCAGGGGAUGACUCAGCAGAUGACCCAGAGAGUAGCACAGCAUUUAAUUGGCAUCAGUUAUGGUGAAAACAUUAAAUUGUUAAACAGUAUGAUCCAGACUCAUCUUGUUGAAAGCAGUAAACCUGGCAGAGUGGGAAUUGCUGAUGUUUUGGAAUUCUGGAUUCAAGUCUUUACGAAUCAGCACCUGUGGCACAGAGAUAAAACUGUUUUGUUUCUAAUGGAUAGUCUUUGUAAGACAGCAUUUCUGCAUCAACAGGAAGACUGUUUACAAAAGUCACUUUACCAACAGCACAAGAAUGCUCUUGGAUACCAUAGUGAUCGUGGAUUAUUGACUUCAUUCAUGAGCUGGAUGAUAGCUGGCAACAUAACACCCUCAUUCAUCGAAGGCAAUGCUACUGCAACUGAGGUCUGGUUUUCCUGGAUCGUAUUCAAUAUGGAGGCAAUUUUUGAAGAGGAUUCUCAACUUCGUCGGUAUAUGGAACUUGAAUUAAUAAGCAAUUCUUCUGUUACUCCAGAUCAAGCCUUAAAGAAAGCCCAAAGCCAUUUAAAACUUCCUGUGGUGCCUUCCAUCCAGAGAUUAAUGAUCUAUCGCUGGGCUCAUCAAGCUUUAGUUACUCCUUCAGAUCAUCCGCUUCUGCCACUAAUCUGGCAGAAAUUCUUUGUCCUGUACCUUCGCCGACCUGGACCAGAGUUUGGUUUGCCAGUGAGUGGCUGUAUUGGAAAACGCUAUUUCCACAGUACUUCGCAUUCUACUUUGCUGAAAGAAAUGAAAAAGCGUCUUGUUGAAAUAGCAGAUUUUCAUCAUGAAGCUGGUAAAGCUUUAAGGAUUUGGAAGAAGGCGCACUCUUCAGAAGAUGCUUCAUCACCUGAUGAGAAUCUUGUAAUUCAGCGUCCAGAAUCAAUGACUUCACCAGAAUUGCACAGGGAAUUGCUCAGGCUUUUCCACGUUUUUACAUUUUGGCUGGAGGAUAUCAAUCUACAAAAAAAUGAUCUUUACCUACCCUCUCUACCUGUACAAUAUGAUGCACACAGAUUGGCAAAAGUCAUGCAAAACCAACAGGAUCUUUGGACCGAAUAUGUUGACAGUGAGCGUAUAAAGCAUGAGCUCCACGAGACAAUGAAUCUUUGGAUUCAGCUCCACUCUGCAUUAUCUGUAACUUAUAGAACAUCCAGUUUUAAUAACUCUAAUCCACUUUCAGCUAAAGACCAAAUCUAUAAUGAUCUGAAAACCCGCAAUGCCCCUGUACCUGCUGUGACACUGCAGCGUGUGAAAGCUCCUGUUCCAGAUAUUGUCUGCAGUAGUCUAACAGACAAAAAAGCAGCAAUUGAGCUUGUUUGGCAUUAUCUAAACAUCUUGCAACAACAAGCAAAAAUUGCUGCCCAAUGGGAAUCCCAGCAAGUAGCUCUCGACAGUGAGGUUUUGGAAAUAUUACCUAAAUUAUAUAGCAAUCGAGAGGAACAGAUCACAAAGAAAUUGGAGUGCCGAGGUAGUUCUUCAAAUCGUACUUGCCAAGGAGCAACAAAUGUCCAUGUGAAGUGCAAACAAUUGUAUGAGGAUAAUGCUGUAAAACAACAGAUUGGUGCUUUAGUCAAAGAUACUAGCCAAUUGCAAACCAAUGUUGCCCAUCCUCCUCCUCAAAAUAUUGCUGAAGCUGCUGUAUAUGUGGAGAACUUAAUAACGGCCUUAGUGAAUGCCUUCAAACUCCAUCAUACAGAAAGUUAUCAGAAAGUUGGCAUUGCCUUGUUCUAUGAGAUUGUCUCCUUUGUGUGUGAUGAAACACAGCGGCAUCCACCAACAAGACAGUUCUUUACAUCAUGCAUUGAAAUCCUUGGACAGGUUUUUCUUGGCUGUGCUAAAACAGAAAGCAAAACUAUAUUGAAAAAGGUUCUUGAGAAUAGAAGACUGUGCAAUCUUUUGUCACCGUACUUCAAUCCAAAUAUCUCUCCAGAUGAAUAUGUCAUUCUUUAUGGCAAAGUUGUCAAAGUACUCCACACAGAAAAUGGUGACAUCAUCUUUAUGUUAUUAACAAAGUUUGAUCUAAUAUUAUGGUUGAAUUCCACCAAGCCAACUAUGAAUGAACGAACACAAUUAUUAGAAUUGAUUCAUUUAGGCCUUACGUUGUGUGGCCUUCAACCUGAGGAAGAAAUCCAGAUGGCUUUUAAUGUUCUUUGUAAACACUGGAUGUACAUUCUGCAAUAUCAGUUCCCAGAUCACUACAGUGACUUUCUCAGACUUCUGAUGCAAAGCUCAUCAGAACAAAAGUUGAAUCCUGACUGUUGGAAGAUUGCUCUGAAAACCUUAAAUUGUACCUCUGAGGUUGAAUGUGAGCCCAGAAUAAUGAGAUCUGCAGAAACUCGUUGUUCCCAAAAGAUCAUUCUGUCAUUCCAACAGGUUCAGGAGACCAUACAUUGGCUUUCUGAUUUCUUCUACAAACUGCGUCUUUCAAAACCAGAUUUAAGGAGCUUUGGACUGUUUUCAAAGUGGACACCGUAUAUGAAUGAAGUGAAGAAAUUCCUGAUGUUCCUUGCCAAAUAUUUUAUUGAUUCUGAGAUCUCCAAACUUUUCCAAGAAACUGUGGCCAGCAACAAAAAUGUAUCAGGAUUGCAAUUGGUCUAUGCAAAAUUGCUAGAACUGUUCAAGCCAUGGCUACUGGUAUUAAAUGCAGAAAAAGGAAGCAACAACCAGUCCUAUCCUUGGUUAGAGAUUGACACUCCAAUUGCAUCUGGUGUGGUGAAGUUGUUUACAAAAUGUGUUGAUCACCUGCAUCAGAGUUGUAAAGAUAAACUAUUUCCUGGGCAUCGAGGUGCUCUGUGGUUCCAUUUGAUGUAUUAUUGUGAAACGUCCACAACACCUAAAAUGCCUGAGUAUAUUUUGUACACCUAUCAUUCUGAAUAUUCCAAAUUACCAUGGCGAGAGCUGUAUCCUGAUCAAGCUUUGAUGGAAGAGUUCUUUAAAGUGGAGAGAGGAAGCCCAAAGAGCUGUUUCCUGUUUUUGGGAACAUUACUAUGUGAGGUUAACUGGGUUAAUGUUCUUUCUGAUGCUUGGAAUCCCCAACCCCUCAUGCAUACAAGGACCAUGGUUGUGUAUUUGUUGUUUAUGAUGGUAUUUCUAUCAAAAGAGGACGAACUUACAAGCAAACCAGAAUCUCCACUAUACAACCUACUUGGACAAACAAGUGCACUACCUUGGCAUUUUGUGGACAUUGCAUCAUACCAAAAUGUCCUGAGCUAUUUUAAAAGCCACUAUUCACCUUCUGUUGUCAUUUUAAAAGAACCAUCUGCUGAAUUGAUCUUGAAGCUUUUAAAAGUGGUCGCAGGAUUCGGUGAUACCAUGAACAUACACAAUGAUGCCACACAUAAAUGCAAGGCUUUUGUCCACCAAGUUGUCCAGAGCCUCGUCACUUUAGAUCAGAAUACUCGGAUAGUCCAUGCUCAACUAGAACACGAGAUGAUAGUGUUAUUGGAUGAUAUUGUCCUUUUUAAUCCACCAGAAGUGGACAGUCAGCUGCGACACAUGGCAAGCGCCAGUCUUUUUAUGGAAGUAUUGAUGAUGCUGAAUAAUAUUAGUGUCACAUCCUCAGAAUCACUGCGUAUAAGUUUGCGGUCUUGGAUCGAGACUAAGGUGCACUAUAAUCUGGCAUUACCCCUACUGACUGCAGUAUGUCAAAGUGUGGCAUCUGUCAAGCAUAUGGCAGAAAUGACUGAAGCCAGCAUUAUGGCUUACUUCAAGGAUGGUGCAUGGCAUGAUCGAUAUUUUGGAUGGGGACCAAUUUUAGUAUCUCUUCAAGUGCCAGAAUUAACUGCAGAAGAAUUUCUGAAAGAAUGUUUAGACUUAGAAAGCUACCUGACACUUUAUGUGUACAUUCUUCAGCACCUAAACAUGGAGCAGACUCUAUCCAAUGAAAUGAAAAUGCUUGUUCUACUUAAUAAGUGGAUAGACCAAGUCUUUCCUAGCAGUGCAAAUGAAGAGGUUAAACUGUUCCUAUGGUGGCAUAAAUCAAUGCAGUUGGCAUUGAUCCAGCUUGAGCAAAAUGAUGCAACUAGAUUGGAAGUUUUGACAAGGAUACUAAACGCAUUGCAAGUGAAACAAAGUCAUCUGGCAGAGGAGAGGGUCUCUUCUGGAAUUCUGGGUGCAAUUGGUCUUGGAAGGAAAUCUCCACUCUCAAACAGGUUCCGUGUGGUAGCUCGAAGCAUGUCAGCAUUCCUGCUAGUUCAGCUUCCUUCAGAAAACUGCAUUCGUCUGAAGCCUGGCACAGAACUACAAUUGUCUCUCAAAGCACAGCAGGCCCUAAAUGUACUUGAAACAAUGUCAUUGAGUAAGCAGUAUGCAGACUAUCAAGAGGAGAUUUCACAGGCAAAAUUGUUCAUCAAAAAUCCAAUCUAUUGUCUUUGGGAUGGCAACAAAUUACUAUCUAUACUUAUUAAUUUCCUUUACCCUAACUCACAUUAUCUAGAUAUUAUCCGCUAGAUAUUUUGCCAAAGGAGGACCUCGUCACAAGAUUAAGAAUACUGCAAGCCAUUUUACAAGGAUAUCAGAAAAAAGAAUUUGAACUAAAAUUGCAUUACUAAAUUUCUUAAUAAACAGUUAUCAGGCAACAAUUGCUUUUUACAAAAUAUGCAUUAAUAAAUGGUCAAAGGAUUUUUUUGGACAUCAAUAUCUGUAUUUUUAUACAAUAAUCUGUAAUAUGUAUUACAUUGAGUUAAAAUGUUUUGCCAGUGAUGCAUUGUUGGUAAUUCCAUAGCUGUGGCUUUCAUUGUUUGUGGAAAUGGUGAAUUAAGUAGCCGUAUUAAACAACUACUUAAAAGCAUCUAGGAAAUUUGUGUGAUAGAGACCAUAGACGUCUAUUGGCUUAUUUUAAAACUAUUCAAAAUUCCUCUCCGUUUCAAUUCAUCCAAACAAAUCUUCCUUAAAAUACAUAUUUUACAUUGAAUAAUUUAGAUUUUGCAGCAAGCUUAUUUCUUAAUUCCUCAUUUCAAAAUUAUUCAAACUAUUCAAAAUUCCUUAUUUCUUUAUUGGUUUAUUCAUCCUAGAAUAAUGAACAUUUGUAAGUGAUUUAAAUGUAGCAAGUUAUCCCUAUGCAGUUCAUGAGCAUUAUUAAACACAUUUUGACAUGGAGCAUAUUGAGAGAUACUGAGGAAGAGAACAAAGGCCAUUAAGGAACUAAGUUUGCAAAAUGAGGAAAAUCAGAGGGAACUGAAGAUUAAUUAGUGUGUUAGUAUUUAGCAGAGUAAAAUGAACAAGAAACCAAAUGUAGGUAUAUUAGAUGAUUAUAGGAAUGGAGAAGAUCACAGGGGGAAUUUGAAAACAAAUAUGUUCUGAAUGAGAUUUGGCUUGGAAAGAAUGGAAGGUGCAAAGACACACAGGAAUAAAUUUGAGUUGUCGUGUCUUGGGGUAACCUGUUUGUUUCUGAAUAACAAUUCCAGAGCCCUGGGGAAAAAUUAAUUCAGGAUCAUUAUUUUAAAUUUCUUUCAAUUAAUCAUUCAAUCUUGUUAUACAGUUUUGGGCACUGGAAAUGGUUUGUGUUUGCCUACCUGAUUCGUGUUCACCUAACUGACCCUUUCAGAAUUUUAAAUUAUUUUAUCAAGUCAUUAUCACAACUUGUUAAAGGCAAAUUGGCAGAUGUUAUUUUGCAAGUAAAAUUUUCUCAUAUUGAUUCUUUAUAAUAUGUCAAAUAAACUGAAGGAUAAUCUUGAUGCCGUCAUAGUUGGUCACCUAUUUCUGACAGUCCUUUUCCCUGCUGUGGCAUCUCAAUCUGCUGUCCUGAACAAUUAUACUCCAUGGGGGCAUUUCAGGUAUUUAAAUGGAAUUGUAUAGUUUAGUACCAUUAGCCUUGGAAGUUUUCCAUGGAAAUAUUAGCAUAUGCAUAGUUAAUAUAUUCACAUUAAAUUCUUGUGUCUACUUUUGGUGCUUUUUCAUUUCAAGCUGCUAAUUUAUAUAGAUAUGGAGUGCCAUGUUUUUUUUAAAUUUUCCUUGGAAUUUCUUUAGUUUAAAAUGUAAUGUAUCGGUUUUUUUUAAAUCACUGGAAUUUCAUUAAUUUCAUUAGUCAAUGCUAAGGGUAUGUGACUAAAUAAGUUCUCAGUUGUAGCAACAUAGGUGCCAUAUUAUCUCCAACCUCAAAUAUUUUUUUUACUACAGUAAUCUAUAAAAAAAUUAAUAACUAUGAAUACUUAACAGGCUGAUUCUGCAAUGAAACAAUUACUUUUUUCUCACUGAAGAUCUCAAAGUAGAAUAAAUUUGUGUUACAGCAACUGGAAAGCAGCCCAGUAUAUUUCAAAUUUUCCAGUGUUGAGGAUAAGCAAAUAUUUUUGUAAAGUAACAUCAAAAUACAUCUAAAAUAAUUUAAAAUCCAGUGUAAUAACAAUUGUCUACUUCGUAUAAAUGAUAACAUUUCCCAAGAUUAAUGUUUGAUUCAAGUUUGAGGCACAUCUUCGAUGCUGCUGUUACAAUGAUAUAAGGAUUUGCACUUUAUGGAUGUGAAUAAAAUUGUUCAAAUAUAAUAAGUGAUAUAAUUUACAAUAGCAAAGGUUUUUUUGUUCUGUUAUUCAAUUUAGUCAGAUUUGAGAUUAUUAUUAAUGUAUAAUACAUGUUUGAAGUGUAAAGAUUCAAGUAAUAUUUGAAACAUGCAAUGAAUGCAGUGCAUCAAAUGAUGCCAAAAAGUAUAUUUGGUUCUUCUGGAAUUGUAUCUGCCUAGUUAUUUUUGAGUAAUGCUCUGAGGGGUUUUGCUGUACAUAAGCUGCAUUAUGAAUUUUUACUUGGUGUUCUUAAAAUCUUAGUUGCAAUUGAACUUUUGGAAUUAAGGUAUCUGUAAAAUAAAGAUAUUCUGUGCCUAAA